UUGUGAUAAACAUGACAAUUGCUGACGUAAUACGUCUAGGAGACGACGAGAAUAUGGCGCCCUAAUCUGUGAACUAAGGAUACAGUUUGGUGAAUCUGUUUGAGAUUUGCUGUGUAAUUGUAAAUUUGGUGUAGAACGUGUUUUGUGGAAUUUGUGGAAUAACAUUAAUAUUAAAAUGAGUGUUGACGCCUAUGGACCCAGUUCGCAAACGCUAACAUUCCUCGAUACCGAGGAAGCAGAACUAAUCGGUGCGGAUACACAAGGUUCUGAAUUCGACUUCACAGAUUUUACUUUACCAUCCCAAAGUCAAACCCAAGCAUCACAGCUGGAUGCCGGUCAAAGUCAGGCUGCUCCAAAUCAGGUUAAUGGUGAAGUAGUUGAAAACGGCUUGGACACUGACAUUUCUGUCACUACAAAGGCUUUGGGUGAAUUGCAAUUUGAGGAGGAGGAAGAUGAAGCAUAUUAUAAUAAAGACUUACCUGAAUUUGCAUGCAAGUAUUGCGGCAUUCAUGAUCCGAGCUGUGUUGUAAUGUGCAAUAUCUGUAAAAAAUGGUUCUGUAAUGGCCGUGGUAACACUUCGGGAUCACAUAUUAUAAACCAUUUAGUUCGAGCUAAACAUAAGGAAGUUACAUUGCAUAAAGAUGGACCCCUUGGUGAAACUGUUUUAGAAUGCUAUUCUUGUGGUGUGAGAAAUGUUUUUGUUCUGGGAUUUAUUCCUGCAAAAGCAGAUUCCGUUGUUGUGCUGCUUUGUCGCCAGCCAUGUGCUGCACAAAAUUCACUUAAAGAUAUGAAUUGGGAUCAAGAACAAUGGAAACCAUUAAUUGCUGAUCGCUGUUUUUUAACUUGGCUUGUGAAGAUUCCGUUAGAGCAAGAACAGUUGCGUGCUCGGCAAAUUUCUGCCCAACAAAUAAACAAACUUGAGGAAUUGUGGAAAGAUAAUGUAGAUGCUACAUUUCAAGAUCUUGAAAAGCCAGGAGUUGAUGAAGAACCUCAACAGGUGUUACUUAGGUAUGAAGAUGGCUAUCAGUAUCAGAAUAUAUUUGGUCCUUUGGUGAAACUCGAGGCAGACUAUGAUAAAAAGUUAAAAGAGUCUCAAACCCAAGAAAAUAUAGAAGUUCGUUGGGAUGUUGGUUUGAAUAAGAAAACAAUUGCGUACUUCACCUUGGCAAAAACCGAUGGAGACAUGAAACUUAUGCAUGGUGAUGAGCUUCGUCUUCGCUAUUUGGGAGAAAUACACAAGCCAUGGUCUGGUGUGGGUCAUGUAAUUAAGAUCCCUGACAAUUUUGGUGAAGAAGUUGGAAUUGAAUUAAAAAACAACAGUGGAGCUCCUACUGAAUGUGUGUCACAUUUUGUGGUUGAUUUCAUCUGGAAAUCAACAUCUUUUGACCGGAUGCAAUUGGCCUUGCGAAAAUUUGCUGUUGAUGACUCAUCUGUGUCUGGGUAUAUUUACCAUCGACUCCUGGGACAUGAAGUGGAAGAAGUUCUCUUCAGGUGUCACCUUCCGAAGCACUUCUCUGCUCCACACCUGCCUGAUUUAAAUAGAUCGCAGGUAUAUGCUGUGAAACAUGCUGUCCAGCGUCCAUUGUCACUAAUUCAAGGACCUCCAGGAACUGGCAAAACUGUCACCUCUGCCACUAUUGUUUACCAUCUUGUAAAACAGAGUGGAGGUUCUGUGCUUGUAUGUGCCCCCUCGAACAUUGCUGUGGACCAACUAACAGAAAAAAUUCACCGAACAGGAUUAAAGGUUGUUCGUUUCAAUACUGAGCUUCAGAAGCUUCAACAACUUAAGGAUGAAACAGGUGAAUUGUCAUCUGUAGAUGAGAAAAGAUACAGGAUGCUAAAAAAGGCUGCAGAGAAGGAACUCCUAGAAGCAGCAGAUGUGAUCUGCUGCACCUGUGUUGGUGCAGGGGACCCAAGACUUCAAAGACUGAAGUUCCAUUCCAUUCUCAUUGAUGAGAGUAUGCAAGCAACUGAACCUGAAUGCAUGGUUCCUGUUGUAUUAGGUGCUAAGCAGCUUAUUCUGGUUGGGGAUCAUUGCCAGCUUGGUCCUGUUGUAAUGUGCAAAAAGGCUGCAAGGGCAGGUUUAUCUCAGUCCCUGUUUGAACGUCUUGUAGUACUGGGAAUCAGACCUUUUAGAUUGGAAGUGCAGUAUCGAAUGCAUCCUGAACUAUCUCGUUUCCCUUCCAAUUUCUUCUAUGAAGGGUCCCUUCAAAAUGGUGUUUGUGCAGAUGAACGAAAGUUGACAAAGAUUGAAUUUCCGUGGCCUCAACCCGACAAACCAAUGUUCUUCUAUGUCACUCAAGGACAAGAGGAAAUUGCAGGAUCAGGAACUUCAUAUUUGAACCGAACUGAAGCUGCAAAUGUUGAAAAAAUAACUACCAGAUUUUUGAGAUGUGGGGUGAAACCAGAACAGAUAGGUGUUAUUACUCCAUACGAAGGCCAGAGAGCAUACCUUGUUCAGUAUAUGCAGUACCAAGGAUCACUGCACGCUAAACUAUAUCAAGAAAUUGAAGUUGCUAGUGUUGAUGCAUUUCAAGGUCGAGAGAAGGACUUGAUCAUUAUGUCUUGUGUUCGGUCAAAUGAACACCAAGGUAUUGGUUUCUUGAACGAUCCUAGGCGUUUGAAUGUUGCUCUGACCAGGGCUAAAUAUGGCAUUAUUAUUGUUGGCAAUCCAAAAGUUUUAUCCAAGCAACCACUAUGGAAUCAUUUACUCAACUUCUACAAAGAACAAAAAGUAUUGGUUGAAGGACCAUUAAAUAAUUUGAAAGAAUCGAUGAUUCAGUUUGCUAAACCCAAGAAGUUAGUGAACACAGCAAAUCCCGGUACUCAUUUUAUGUCCACAUCUGUCUAUGAUGCAAGGGAAGCUCUUGUUCCUGGAAGUGUCUAUGAUCGCACCAGUCAUAUGAAUGGAACUCAUAAUCCAACUAACAGUGUUGCUAUGGAUUUGUAUAGUAGAACUCAUGAUCCUGCCUCAUAUAUAUCUCCUGAAAGAGCUCAAGCUGCUCUUGCUAACAUGCCUGUACCUGUUGGAAUGUUUAUGAAUAUGGCACAUGUACCACCAAGAUUUUACAAUCAACAUCAGCAAGCUUUGCAGGCUCGGCAGAACCAACGUAAUCGAGCUGCAACUCGAAGCAAAGUUAAGAAUACACGGAACACCAUGAAAAGUGGUCUUAGCCAAGGACAAAGUAGUCAGGAUGCCACUCAACCCUUCAGUCAAGCGGUCCCUCUUACUCAAGGAAUGUCACAGAGUAUGUCACAACCAGGUUUCAGUCUUUCACAGCCUGGUUUAUCUCAAGCAGAACUCUCUCAAGAUAGUUAUAUGGUUGGAGAAUAUCAGUCACAGAUGGAUGGUCUUUUGUCCCAAGACUCUACUUACCAAGGUGACCGUUCAGCAUUUUAUGCUGGUCCAUCUCAAGGGGGACAGUUCUCACAGAAUGUAUGUACAAAUGAUGUACAAAUAUACAUGUAU
Gryllus bimaculatus (two-spotted cricket) is the source of this 3469-nucleotide messenger RNA. The record is from the annotation of a GenBank genome assembly. Lineage: Eukaryota; Metazoa; Arthropoda; Insecta; Orthoptera; Gryllidae.